This is a messenger RNA of Darwinula stevensoni, 555 nucleotides long. NCBI's taxonomy places the organism in Eukaryota, Metazoa, Arthropoda, Ostracoda, Podocopida, Darwinulidae. The record is from the annotation of a GenBank genome assembly.
AUGGGCAGUUUCUGCAAUGAAUGGAAGAAACAGGGCAAAAUGUAUUGCUUCUCCUUUGAGAAUGGGGAUGAACCUAUCCACAAUCUGUCCCUCAUGAAGUCUGGCAGUCUCAAACAGGACUCCAAGCUCCAGCAUCUAGGUAAUAUCAGAGACUGGUCUGGGACGGGGGAUGGGAUGGAAGAGGAGGAUCCAAGGAGGGUCACUCCUGCCAGCCUUUUGCUGCUGGAGAAUGCGGAGAAGAAGCUGAAAUACAUCGAAGAGAUCAAAGAACACCAUCACUGCAUCACGGACAACAUCCUUGUCUCUCCAGUGGCAACGUUCAAUGAUGAUUUGCUGGUGAAGAACCGAUCGAUGAAUGGCUCCUCUCGAGCACGGGAGCGAUAUCCCCCAUCUGUGUAUAGGCAACCUGAUACUGGCUAUAUUCAGGGCUUUCUGGGAUACAGUUAUAUCAAUAUCAACACAGCUAUUGUCUUCAUACCCCUCCUGCUUGUCCUUUCUUGGAAAGCAAGAGCUGGCAGCCCAAUGGCACAUAACUUGGAGAUCAAUACCGACUAG